AGGGAUUAAUUACGUAGAUUAAGAAUCAUUGUGUUUAUGAAGUGUGGACAACAAUUAACUGAAUCUUUUUAAUUCACAAUCGCCGUUAUCUCUCCCCAAAAAUUGAUGGGAAAGAAAGCUUGGAAAACUUCCGAUUGAGUGUCCACAAUGGCUGAAAUGAAGCGCCUCGUCUUUGCUGUCAUAGAGUUCCUGGAUGAUCAGAUUGUUUCUGGUGAACUCACUGAGGAUGCUGUGGAAAGUUUAGAAGUUGCCAAGCAAUGCCUUGAAACAGCAUAUGGCUUGGAUCUAAGCCAAGACACAGAAUACAGAGUGAACCCGGGCUUGCUGGACAUAUUCAAUGCUGUGGUUGGAGCACCAAACAUUGUCAAAAGGGCACCAUCCGAGGAAGGAAUAAAGGAAGCAGAAAAACUGAAAAUACAAGGAAAUGAGUGUAUGAAAGUUGACAAUUACAAAGAUGCUUUAGACUUCUACAGUCAAGCCAUCAAGUUAGACUGGACCAAAUCUGUAUAUUUUUGCAACAGGGCUGCCGCCUAUAGUAAAGUAAACAAUCAUUCAGCAGCAAUAUGUGAUUGUAAGAAAGCAAUAGAAAUUGAUAAAGAUUAUAGCAAAGCUUAUGGCAGAAUGGGAUUGGCAUAUAUGGGUAUGCUUGAUUACACCUCUGCCAGAGAGUGCUAUAAAAAGGCUUUAGAACUUGAACCAGACAACGAGGGAUAUAAGACCAAUCUAGAAACAGCCGAGAAACAAGCAAUGGAAGCUAGCAGAUCACAGGCGUUUGGUGGAGCCGGAGCAAGUGGUGGUAUACCCGGCAUGCCUGGAGGGUUUAAUUUAUCAGCGUUAAUGAGUGAUCCAAAUAUCAUGAGUAUGGCCCAAAAUCUGAUGACAAGACCUGAGAUGAGGAAUAUGAUGGCGGGAAUGUUCUCGGGGCAGGCGAGUGGAGAGAACGCGGGAUUGCAAGACCUCAUGAAAAAGACAUAUGACUUAGCCUCGCAGAUGCAAAGUGAGCAGCCCGAUCUUGUGGACAAUUUACGCCAACAGUACCGAGCUCAGGGUGAGGCUGGUGAUGGCAGUGCACAGGAGAAACCAGAGGAAAAUGCAACGGAGGAUUCCAAACAACCAGAGGAAGAAGACAAGAAGGACUCUUAGGGAUCCAAUAAAAACUGUGAUACAAUUGUUAUUCUGCUGUGCACAUGCAGUCCCUGGCCUCACCUGGAAUAAUGACAAGUCAUAUCAAGACACAGAAAUGGAUUGUAAGAUUAUUGACAAUUCACAAAUAAUGCACAUUUUGGUUCAGACUUAUGAAUCCUGAAGGAACAGGUGAUUUUAAGUAUAGAACAAAAUAUGACAACUGCAUGGUAUCCUUGAAGAUAUUGCUGUGGUCCAGAGAUUAAUUCAAGACAUUCCUGGAUAGCCUAGCAUCUAGAAAGCUGUAAUUUGGUCAGUGGAUAAGUCAUUCUAAGUGAACUGAGGACAAUUUUAUCAAUAACUUAUGAGGCAGUGACAAAGGUGCAUAUACAUGUAACGUGGAACUAUGGAUGAGCGUGGCCUUUGUUGGAAGAUCUCUUGAAGAAGGGACCUGCCUGGUCUUUCUUUGUACUGAUCCAUCUGCUCUUUCGAACUGCCUUAUUUUAUAAUCAAAUGGUAUAAAUAGUAUUUUCAUGCUAAGACUUGGUCCCUUUCUCAUAAAUCCAGUAAAAUUGUCUGGCUGGGUGGUAGUAAAAUGAAACUGGUGCCGUCGCGAUAAUCAUUUAGUGUAAGUUGUUGAAUUCUGAGUAUACACAACAUAUAGGGGGAACCAGAAACUACUGGUUUCGAGUACAUUUGACAGUAUGACAUAUUUGGGCUUUUAGAAAUGGGGAAAGUAGAUGCACAUCUUGACCACGAGAUGUUUUUACACUCUGCCACCUAUUGGAUAAAUGUUUGUAACUAACCCUACAAAGGUGCUCAGAUUGAUCCUAUUUACAGAAUUUGUAGAUGUUUUUGUAUAGACUCCUUAUUGUGCUGCAUGGAGUCAGUUGGGUAAAUACAUUUUGUUACGAGGAAUUAGAAUCAGUAAAUGGGGUUUGUACCUGACAGUUACAUAAAAAACUGAGGAAAUACAAUGUAUUUUAUUAGUUGUGGGUUUUGUGUGUCAGUGUUGUAUAAAGAUAUCAAUACAGUCAGGGAAAUGCUUUUUGCCUUCUGGUUCGAGCUGUCUCUACUUCAUGGCAGGGUUGUGACAGGUAUACCGGAGAUGAACAAGUUGAAUGUCCCAGGCAGAACUUCUAUAACAUGAUCAGGAAUAUUGUUUCCGUUGAAAAUGUCGAUUUCAAGUGGAUGUUUGCUCCAACUUGUAACCUUUUCUGAUAUUGUCUAAUGUGUAAAUCCCCCCCCCCCCCCCCCACCACCACCAACUAUCAGAAUGUUAGGAUGAAGUGAGUUGCACAUUAGGUUCUGUAUGACAGCGCAUGAUUUGUCACAUUGUCAAGACUAGCACAUUCCAGCAGCUCCCUGACCAGAUUGAUAUGAGGCAGAAAAUGGGUAAAGGAGAACUGUAGUGCAUGAUGAAAAUCAACUGUCAUGCUCCCCAAAUCAUGACAGUUUGCAUUGUAGUAGGUCAUUGCUAACUUGUAAUAAUAUGUUUGGUAGAUUUAUUGCAUCUUAGUUGCCAUGUGAUGCUUUUCACAUCAAAUGUGCUCUCCCUAUGGUACAUGAAUGUAUAUUGGAUCCUUUAAUGAAGUUCUAGUGCAGACUUUUCUAUAAUUCAGAUUUGUGGUACUGUUAUUCUGGUACUGUUAUACUCUGCUGUUUACUUCAAGAUUUAUUUAAUUGAGGUUUUUGUUGUGGGCAAGAUUGAAGUACCAAGGUAUGAAAAUAAAAUGUCAUGUUCUGGUAAAAA
Messenger RNA from Lineus longissimus, 2875 nucleotides. RefSeq names its product small glutamine-rich tetratricopeptide repeat-containing protein alpha-like. Gene Ontology annotation, molecular function: molecular adaptor activity; protein binding. Gene Ontology annotation, biological process: post-translational protein targeting to endoplasmic reticulum membrane. Lineage: Eukaryota; Metazoa; Nemertea; Pilidiophora; Heteronemertea; Lineidae. The record is from RefSeq and is a predicted model, not a curated record. Gene Ontology annotation, cellular component: TRC complex; membrane. Bases 148 to 1143 code for a protein of 331 amino acids. The transcript is spliced from 12 exons.